This is a messenger RNA of Cajanus cajan (pigeon pea), 1420 nucleotides long. The record is from RefSeq and is a predicted model, not a curated record. NCBI's taxonomy places the organism in Eukaryota, Viridiplantae, Streptophyta, Magnoliopsida, Fabales, Fabaceae.
GAGUAGGAUUGUUUCUGGUGGAGUGUGUGCUAAAAAAAUGGCUAGUGCCGGUGGUAAUGUAGUUUUGUCGAUGGUACUAGUAACCCUAAUGGCUCUAACACCUUCACCCACUAACUCUUGCCCUUCAUCUGAAUGGGCAGCACUCAUGGCCUUCAAGGCAGCCCUAAAGGAACCCUACUCGGGUUUCUUCCAUUCAUGGAGAGGCACCAACUGCUGCUACCACUGGCACGACAUCACCUGCGACCCCACCACGCGCCGCGUCGCCGGAAUCACCCUCCGCGGCGGCGAAUUCACCGUCACCGGCCACAUCUCCCCCUCCAUCUGCAACCUCACACACCUCUCCAGCAUCACCAUCUCCGACUGGAAGGGCAUUUCCGGAAACAUCCCUCCCUGCAUCACAACGCUCCGUUCUCUCCAACUCGUUGACCUCUCCGGCAACCUCAUCCACGGCCAAAUCCCCUCCGACAUAGGGCGCCUCACGCAGCUUACCGUGCUCAACCUCGCAGCCAAUCACAUCUCGGGGAGAAUCCCCACAUCGCUCGUCAACCUCUCCAACCUCAUGCAACUGGACCUGCGAAACAACGCCAUCCAGGGCCCAAUUCCAUGGGACCUGGGCCGCCUUAAGAGACUGAACCGGGCCUUGCUCAGUCAUAACCGCUUAACCGGCCCAAUCCCGCGGUCUGUUUCGGACAUCUACGGGCUGGCGGAGCUGGACCUGUCGCUGAACCGGUUGUCCGGUUCCAUUCCGAGGUCGCUGGGCCGGAUGGCGGUUCUGGACUCUCUGAAUUUGAAGUACAACAACCUAACGGGGAGGAUUCCGUGGAGAUUGUUGGGGUCGAGAAUGACCCAUUUGGAUGUGAGUAGAAACUGGUUGAGUGGGCGCAUAGCUGAUGCGUUUGGGGAGAAUUCGUAUUUCAUAAGCCUUGAUUUGUCGCGUAACAACUUGAUGGGCCGGGUUCCUAAGUCUUUGGUUUGGGCUACUUACAUUGGGUACUUGGAUUUCAGUCAUAACCGUCUCUGUGGGCGCUUGCCACGUGGCCUGCCCAUCAACCAUCUUCACCCGAGUGCGUUCGACCACAAUCCAUGCCUAUGCGGGAAGCCGCUAAAACCCUGUUCUCGCCUCUGAAUCCAAUGGGUUUGCGUAAAAUCAAAUACUAGUAUUACUAUUAUAUAUGUCUUCGCCUUAAAUUUGCAUGAUGUUGCUUUUCAUAUUAUCUUAAAGGCUUUAUACAGCUGUUUAUAAAGACAUUUUCAUCAGAAGAGAAUUUCUUCCGAGGGAAAAUAUAUUAUUUGGUGUCAAUCAAAAUUAUAUUAAUAUAGGGAGGUGUAUGAAUAUAAUAAAUAACAAUAUGAGAUGCAUUGAAGAGGUUUUGAGAUUAAUAGCAUCACGAUCUAUCCAAUUAUCAUCAGUAUCACUGUC